Hibiscus syriacus is the source of this 585-nucleotide messenger RNA. RefSeq lists its product as uncharacterized. Lineage: Eukaryota; Viridiplantae; Streptophyta; Magnoliopsida; Malvales; Malvaceae. The coding region runs from base 1 to 585 and encodes 194 amino acids. The transcript is spliced from 2 exons. The record is from RefSeq and is a predicted model, not a curated record.
AUGGCAGAGAAGGAAGGAGGGAUUGUGAAGAAAGGCCAUGAAGAGGGAAUGAAAAUGGCAAUAGGUCUUCUGGAAGAAUUUGGGCUCCCAAUGGGACUUCUCCCUCUUGUUGAUGUUGUCCAUGUUGGUUUCGUAAGGAGUACGGGUUACAUGUGGAUUGUGCAGAAAAAGAAAGUGGAACACAAUUUUAAGAUGAUCAGCAAACUGGUGAGCUACGACACUGAAAUCACUGGUUAUGUUGAGCAGAAGCGUAUCAAGAAGCUCAAGGGAGUUAAGGCGAAAGAGUUCAUGUUAUGGCCUCCGGUGAAUGAGAUCAUAUUGGAUGAUCCACCCACAGGCAAAAUUCACUUCAAGAGCCUGGCUGGUGUAACAAAGACCUUUCCCGUUGACGCAUUGCUGCCGGCCAGUAAAAUGCACUGUUUUCUUCUUUGGGAGCCACCAGAUUACACUAACCCUGCCCUGCCCUGCAGCUGCUAUGGGCCUGCUGAGAAUUCUAUCAAGGAAUCUUACUGUGAUGGAAUCUGCAUGAUUUUGAUGGAUAACCUCAUUCAAAUUCUGGAGGCUUUCUCUGGACCAAUCAAUUGA